Daldinia caldariorum is the source of this 1828-nucleotide messenger RNA. RefSeq names its product mitochondrial ribosomal protein. The record is from RefSeq and is a predicted model, not a curated record. Gene Ontology annotation, molecular function: structural constituent of ribosome. Lineage: Eukaryota; Fungi; Ascomycota; Sordariomycetes; Xylariales; Hypoxylaceae. Bases 433 to 1185 code for a protein of 250 amino acids. The transcript is spliced from 3 exons. Gene Ontology annotation, cellular component: mitochondrial small ribosomal subunit.
GUAACUUCCCACAGCGAAUCAAGCUGAGUACCUUACCUAAUUUAAGAGCAAUUUAAAUGACGCUAGCAGGUACCUCUAAAGCCUCCGUCUUGCUUUUUUAACGUGAUGCACUGGCUAAGAGGUACAAGAGCGGAUCUUUUGAACAACAGCAUGGAUUCGUACAUGUACAAACGAAAUUACCUACAGAUCACAUCUAGGAAAAUCGAUUAUCCCCGCCAAUCUUGGUCCACCUAACCUUACCUUAGCAACUCGAUUAUGCGACUUUUGAACCAAUUUUCUAAACCUUGAAUUGUUCAAGUAUCUCUGAACAAUUGGAUCCAACCGUCCUACACUCUCGGCGCAGAACCAAUUGUUCGAGUCUCGACCUCUCCUAUACAGUACAGUACAAGGGAGGAUAAAGGUUUUUGGGGUUUGGCUUCCGGGUAACGCGCCAUGGGUGGUCAAAGGCAAAAGCUGCCUGGUAGGGUGUACCAGACAGUCACAACGUUGCUAAACCACCGAAUCUAUCCGAAUUUUAAAGUCCAGGAACCGGUAUGGUAUAAAGUGGUUGAGUCGAUACCUCCAUCCGAAACGCUCACGAGGCCACUCCCACCUCAGCACAAGGUACCGAAUCCCAAGGCGCGAAGGCCGAGUAGAUUAUUUCAACCCCAAGAACUAGUGUAUGAAGAGGACGAGCUACGAAGAACAUUUUACAAAGACCACCCAUGGGAGCUAGCGAGGCCGAGGAUGAUAAUCGAGAUGGAUGGGAAAGAUGCGCAGAGAUACGAUUGGUCUAAAGGAUUAAUACAAGCGGGGAUGCCCUUGUGCGGCGAAUGUGUUGUUCAACGUCAGCUCUGGAUGAUGUACAACGUACCGGGCAUAACAAAAGAGCAGGCGUAUGACGCGGCGAGGAAGGAGUUUUACGCAUUGCGACAACAAGAGGAGGUCGAGCGCAGAAUAGCCAAGGAAGAGGCUCAGAUGGUGGGCGCAUAUUUCGGCAAGUCAUUCCUGCAAAUAGGUAUGGAUCUAGAAGACAAGCAGUACGAGGAAUGGAAGAAGUGGGCUGGCAAACAGAUCGAGGAAGUCCGGGCAGAGCGUGAUUCGGCUUACACACAUUACGGCGAGGAGACUAAUCCAGAUGAUGUUGAUAUGGAUACGAUUGCAGAACAACCAGAGGAGGUUGUUAUAGAACAGAAACAAGUCUAGGCAAAAGACCUGAAUUAUUAAGUGUAUUAUUGUACCGCCAAGCCCUCCUCAGUCGACUUCACGACUCUCGGAGCCAGUGAAUGGGGGUAAUUGUAUUACAAAGUCCUAUAAUCCUCCACAAAUGACGCGCGCCAGAAUUGACGAUGGGUAUCUUUCUUUUUUUUUUUUUUCUUUUUUUUUAACUACGACUCCUCGGGUAUCAACUCCUUCAACUGCUCGAUCCGGAUCAGGUAGGUUUCCCUAAUUGCUUCAAUCCUCAAUCGGUCUUCUGCGUUCGACGCUCUGCCGAUAAGUUGCGUCAGAAGGGCGCAUGCUUCUUCAUAGUAUUUUUGGGCAAAGGUGUAAGCUUGAGUAUUAUCGAGUUGAACGGCGGUAUUUGCCUUGGCGAGGGCCGUAGCCAGCAUUGCCUUUGACGACGGCAUCUUGAUGAAAUAUUAGGUUUGUAGUUGUAUUUGCUUUAGGUAAUUAUUAUUAUUAUUGUACAGAGUAAAAGGAACGAAAAGAAAAGAGUUGAAAUCGAAAUUGAAAAAAAAAGAAAAGAAAAAAAAUGAGAGAAGGAAGUUGCUGAUGAAUAUCAGACGAUAUACCUACCUCAUACCUACCUGCCUUAUGUAUGGUACCUACCUACCUUAUAUGUACUUAC